This is a messenger RNA of Loa loa (African eye worm), 1431 nucleotides long. RefSeq lists its product as hypothetical. Gene Ontology annotation, molecular function: protein kinase binding. The transcript has 10 exons. NCBI's taxonomy places the organism in Eukaryota, Metazoa, Nematoda, Chromadorea, Rhabditida, Onchocercidae. The record is from RefSeq and is a predicted model, not a curated record. Bases 1 to 1236 code for a protein of 411 amino acids. Gene Ontology annotation, cellular component: cytoplasm.
AUGCCACUAAAUUGGCUGUCAAGUUUCCCGGAUUUUGUAUUGCGGAAAGAUGAUUCAAAUGACUCUGGGGAAAUUGUGAUGUUUUUCUGGAUGAAAAUAGGCCUCAAAGAAAAAAAGAAAAAACGCUUUGGGAGACUUAAAGGAUUUGAAGUGCAUGCAAUUGUUGAGGAUCUUUCGCUGAAACUUGGAACAUCUGGUGAAAAAUGGUUGCAAUCAGCAACAGAAAAACCAAAAUAUUUCGAGUUUACACCGGUCGAACUGUAUGCUAUUACAGAAAGGAUGAAAUUGGCUGAACCAACAACAAAUGGUGACGGGAAAAUGGAUAUUGCAAAUUGUGUGGAAUUUUUACAUAAUGUUCGAAAUUUGAAAAUUCGAGGUGCUCGAGGUUAUGUCGGCACAUCGAAUAUCAUAUGGAAUUCCUUAGCGUUUGGCCUUAAUCUAUGCAAAAAUAUUACAGCACUGUGGAUAAGCGAUUUUGACGUGCGCAUGAUUCAUGACUUAUAUUCGGUGCGUAACACAUGUAAACGGGUAGUCAUCCAUUAUUCUAUGAAGAAACUUUCUGAUUUUCUCCUAGAACCCGAUGGGAUGCUGCCAACUGAGAAUCAAGAGAAGUGGUCUUCUCUCGAAGAAAUUGAUUUUUCAUUCAACGAACUUGAAGAAAUUGACGAAAGCAUUAGUUUGUUGAAUUUGGUAAAGAAAAUGAAUUUAUCACAUAAUCUUCUCACGAGUAUUGGUGAUCACUUGCAACAUCUCACAAUGCUGACUGAACUUAAUCUCUCACAUAACGCUAUUGAAGAUUUGGAUUUGUGGUAUACGAAAUUGGGUAAUGUAAAACGCCUGUAUCUUGCUGGCAACAAAAUAUCUGCACUGAAUGGAUUGCAUAAAUUAUAUGCCUUAGAGUUUCUGGAUUUGACUGACAACACUGUGGCUUCUCCCGAUGAUCUUCGGGCAGUUGGUGCUCUUCCUUGUUUAGAUCAUCUAAUUUUGCGGGGUAAUCCAAUUCGGCAAGUGAUCGAAUAUAGGAUAAAAGUUCUGGAACACUUUGGAGAAAGAGCUGUCGAGGUAAAACUGGACAGCAGGAAACCUGAUCAGCGUGAGGCAGAUACGAUAUCAGUUCGUUUAGCAUUGCGAAAAGCGCGAGAAGAGAAAGAGGAACAGACUCGAAAAAGGGCAUUGGGAAUUGAUAAAAGAUCUUCAUCCGGAGGAGAUAUGGACUUUACAAUUCGUUCACUUUGACAGAUCAUCGGAUUCAAACCAAGUUCUUAAUAUUUUAUUGCUCAAAUAUUGCUUACUUAGCGGUGCUACCUGUUCCACAGAACAAUAUUUGAUUUUCAAUGUAUUUUAAUCGUUUUACCAUGCCUUUCAUGUAUCAUGCAAACGAAUGAUUUCUAUUGUCUUGUAUUUUGUUCAGAAGUUUUUUAAUUUUUUCCC